Molecule: messenger RNA, 963 nt
Organism: Stegastes partitus (bicolor damselfish)
Lineage: Eukaryota; Metazoa; Chordata; Actinopteri; Pomacentridae
Gene: cfap73
Product: cilia and flagella associated protein 73
Exons: 7
Coding region: 1-963 (320 amino acids)
Source: RefSeq, a predicted model, not a curated record
AUGUUCAGAAAUAGUCACACUCGCUGUAAUAAAACACAACAGAAAACAAAAAAACUAUGGUCUGCUUCAGGACGAGACUGGAGCUGUGUCCUCUUUGAACUACAGAGUAAAGAAAGAGAGACUGAAGAGCUCAGAGCCAAGUACGAGGAGCGCAAACAGGUGUUGGAGAAUUUGGAACAGCGCAUAGAGGAGCUGCACAAGAACAUUAAGGAAACGCAGAAGUUACACUUAAGCUUUGACGUGUUUCUCAAGGAUGAAGAUCCUGAUAAAACUGCCAAGAAAGCAGAGAGGGACAGGAAAGAGGUGCUUCAGAAGGAGGCAGAGAUGACGAAGCUAAAGGAGGAGUGUGCUGAAGUGAGUGAGAGAAAACAAAAGCGACAGCGUCAGGUGCACAGACACUCUGUGUACAGGCAAUUCAUGGAGCAGGUGUGCAAAAUAACUGAGUUUGAACAUGUCGAGGCGCUCAUGGGUCAUUUGGAGAGUCUUCUCCACGUCAGACAGCAGCUCUCUCAGAGGGAGAAUAAGGCGCAGGAGCAGAUCGACCAGCAGAGAAAAGUGCUGCUGACUCUGGAGGACCAGCACAACUUGCUACGGCUGCAGCAGAACAACCGGUUCUCCCAACUCCAGACCAAGCUAGAGAGGACUCGCUCUGAAGCUCUAACAUGGGAAAGGAGGUGGAACCACAUUCAGGAGACGACAGCAAAGAAAACACUCAAACUGGGUCAGAUUAAGAUGGUGACCCUGAACCUCUAUGAAACAACAGGUGGGAGUUUUGAAGGCGAGGGAGAUGUGGAUAUGAAUGACACAGAGAAACAGCUGGACCAGGUGAGGAUGUUCUUCGAAGACCACAAUGACAUGGUGAAACAACUUCAAUCGCCUUUGCAAAGACACAAUGACGGACAGAAACUAGAGGAGGCCAAAAAAGCACAUCAGACUCAAUAUAAAAAAGCAUAUUUCAAGUAA